GUAAUAGCUAUGUUUUCUUCUUCUUUCUUUCUUUUUCACUUUGCUCUUCUUAGAAGAAAAUUUGAUCCUUUGGUCCUUUAUCUUUCUAUAUAAUCAAUCCUAUAAAUGAACAUUUGUUAAUACUUUUUUUCUUUUGUGUGUGUGUGUGUGUUUGUAAAUUUUGAUGGGUGUAAAGUCAAAAACUUUGAAAGAUUCUGGGUUCAAGGAAGAUUUUUGUAAAGGUUUAGCUACUUGGGUAGAUUGAAGUCUAAUUUGGGUCUUGCAUUGGUCAUUGGGUUCUGGAUUCAGUUGGUGUAAUUUUGAGAAGCACUGUUGGAGUAAUUGGUAGAUAUGUCUAGUUAUGUGGGUGUUCUUGUCUCUGAUCAAUGGCUUCAGAGCCAAUUCACACAAGUUGAGCUUCGCAGCCUUAAUUCCAAGUUUGUUUCCGUAAAGAACCAAAAUGGUAAAGUUACAGUAGGAGAUUUGCCACCCUUGAUGGUGAAGUUGAAGGCUUUUAGUGCUUUGCUUACUGAGGAUGAGAUUAGGCUGAUAUUGGGCGAAUCGUAUGGUGACAUGAGCAGUGAGAUUGAUUUUGAGACAUUCCUCAGGGUGUAUUUAAAUAUGCAAGGUCAGGCUACAGGAAAACUGGGUGGUCCAAAGAAUUCAUCAUCGUUCCUAAAGGCCUCCACUACCACUCUUCUCCACACAAUCAGUGAAUCGGAAAAAGCCUCUUAUGUAACACACAUAAAUAUUUACCUUGCGGAUGAUCCAUUUUUAAAGCAGUUUCUUCCGCUUGAUCCAGCUACGAAUGAUCUUUUCCAUCUCGCAAAAGAUGGAGUACUCUUAUGUAAGCUUAUAAAUGUUGCUGUGCCUGGAACCAUCGAUGAAAGAGCUAUCAACACAAAAAGGGUGCUUAACCCAUGGGAGAGGAAUGAGAACCAUACCCUUUGCCUUAACUCUGCAAAGGCUAUUGGCUGCACGGUGGUAAAUAUUGGUACUCAGGACUUAGUUGAAGCAAGGCCCCAUCUCGUGCUUGGGUUGAUAUCUCAAAUUAUAAAGAUUCAACUAUUAGCAGAUCUCAACCUUAAGAAGACGCCUCAGCUUGUGGAGUUGGUGGAGGAUAGCAAUGCAGAUGUUGAGGAACUUAUGGGGUUAGCUCCUGAGAAGGUUCUACUAAAAUGGAUGAAUUUCCAUUUAAAUAAAGCAGGCUAUGAGAAAACUGUUGCCAAUUUUUCUUCAGAUGUGAAGGAUGGAAAAGCUUAUGCUUACCUGCUUAAUGUUCUGGCACCAGAGUUCUGCAAUCCAUUGACCCUAGAUACAAAGGAUCCUGUCGAAAGGGCUAAACUUGUUAUUGACCACGCAGAAAGAAUGGGCUGCAAACGGUAUCUGAGCCCAAAAGACAUUACUGAGGGCUCAACGAACUUGAAUCUUGCAUUUGUGGCUCAAAUCUUUCAUGAAAGGAAUGGCCUGAGCACAGAUAGCAAAAAGAUCUCUUUUGCAGAAAGGAUGACAGAUGAUGUUCAAAUUUCCAGGGAAGAGAGAUGUUUUCGACUAUGGAUCAAUAGUCUUGGAAUUGAGAGUUAUGUUAAUAAUGUCUUCGAGGAUGUCAGAACUGGAUGGAUACUUUUAGAGGUGCUUGACAAGGUUGCUCCUGGAUCAGUAAACUGGAAGCAUGCAUCAAAACCUCCAAUUAAGUUCCCAUUUAGAAAAGUGGAAAAUUGCAAUCAAGUAGUAAAGAUCGGAAGACAGUUGAAAUUUUCUGUUGUGAAUCUUGGCGGAAAUGAUAUAGUGCAAGGAAAUAAAAAACUCAUAGUUGCUUUUCUAUGGCAAUUAAUGAGGUUCAAUAUGCUUCAACUCCUGAAGAGUUUGAGAUCUCGCUCCCGAGGAAAGGAGAUAACUGAUGCAGAUAUCAUGAAUUGGGCAAACCGGAAAGUCAAAAGUACAGGAAGAAGUACUCAAAUAGAAAGCUUCAAGGAUAAAAGCCUUUCCACUGGACUGUUCUUCCUCGAACUUUUAAGUGCUGUGGAGCCUAGAGUUGUCAACUGGAACCUUGUAACCAAGGGUGAAAGUGAUGAGGAGAAGAGGUUGAAUGCAACAUACAUCAUAAGCGUGGCACGAAAGCUUGGGUGUUCCAUUUUCUUGUUGCCUGAAGACAUCAUGGAGGUGAACCAGAAAAUGAUCCUUACAUUAACAGCCAGCAUAAUGUACUGGUGCCUUCAACACGCAGCGGAAGAGGGUGAGGUGGCUCUAUCCCCUGCUAAUGGCAACGGAAGCACUUACACAUCAGAUACAUCUCCGGCACCAUCCAUUAGCGGUGAAGACGAAAGGUCCUCGCUGUGUGGUGAAAUCUCAAGCUUGACUAUGGAUGAUGCCGCCUCGGACAUUACAGUCUCAUCAUCUCAAUGUGAGAAUGAAGAUACUGAAAUUGCAACAGCGGAAUCCCAUGCAUGAUCACAUGGCAGAGUGAAUAUGGUUGCAGUUAGGCAGAAGAGGUCAUAAACUCAUACAAUUAGACCCUCAAAAGAGGAAUUCCUCCUUUUCUUUCUUUUUUGUUUGUUAUCAGUCAAUUGUAUUCUAGGUAGUAUUCUUUAGCAAUAAGUACAGCAUAAAUCUCAAUACCCACUUGCUAUGGAAAAUCUUAAAAAUUGCAAAUAAUGAGGCUUUUUUUUUUGGGGGGGGGGGGGUGUUGUUAAUUGAUUUGUCUCCGUGUCUUGCUGUUGGCCAAAAUCAGUUUGGGCAACUUUCCUGGGUAUUUUUAUUAUUAUUUCAUUUUUUUAAGUUUAUUAUUAUUAUUUAUGUUGCAUUUUUUA
Gossypium raimondii (Peruvian cotton) is the source of this 2789-nucleotide messenger RNA. Its product is annotated as fimbrin-1. The record is from RefSeq and is a predicted model, not a curated record. Gene Ontology annotation, cellular component: actin filament bundle; actin filament; cytoplasm. Gene Ontology annotation, molecular function: actin filament binding. The coding region runs from base 331 to 2430 and encodes 699 amino acids. Gene Ontology annotation, biological process: actin filament network formation; actin filament bundle assembly. The transcript has 15 exons. NCBI's taxonomy places the organism in Eukaryota, Viridiplantae, Streptophyta, Magnoliopsida, Malvales, Malvaceae.